AUGAGAUAAAAGGUCUCCAGCUUAUAAAAGUCAAAUAUCAAUAUCUAGUAUAAAGAAGUUGACACCAUACAUAUGGCAUGGACCAAUAACAUAUUUAUUGAUAUAUACAUAAACAGUAUUUCUCAAUAAUGUAUUGUUUAUCUCUGGUUGUCAUAGUUGCCCAGAGGUAAUGACUGGAAUCAAUGCGUGAACUUCUCAUUAUAUUAGCGUCCAAAUGUACAUCAUAUCCAAGGGACUUUGGCAUCGUUUACAAUUCUCAGGAUUUUAUAAAUUUUUGGCUGAAGCGGUAGUGGAAUAUUUGUAGGAUUCAUCCCAAACUUUACCAAAAUGUAUGGCCAGAUCCAUGUAAUUGUGAGGUCUCUUAUCCUGGAGAAAUUUGGAGAAGAAACAUGGAGAAAAAUAUUAGAUCAGUCAGGUUUUGACGACCCUGAUUUCAUGGUGUUCCAUUACUACACUGAUGAAAGAACACUGAUUCUUAUAGGGACUGUCUCAGAGAUUCUGGACCUCCCUGUUCCAGCUGUCUUAGAAGUAUUUGGGGGUUACUUCUACACAUACUGUAAAGAGAAUGGCUAUGAUAAGAUGUUGGCCACCCUCGGUGGGAAUAUUGUUAGUUUCAUUCAGAAUCUUGACUCCCUACAUGCUCUUUUGGCCAUGACUUAUAAAGAGAUCGAAGCGCCAUCUUUCAGGUGUAUACCCAAGUCCGAUGGUACAGUAGAGCUCCAUUACUACACAAACAGGAAAGGUUUACAUCCCAUUGUGAUAGGUACACUGAAAGAGCUUGGCAAGGAUUUGUUCAACCUUGACCUAUCUAUUGAAGUAGCAAAGCACGAAGAAAUCAUUGUGGAUGAGAACACCGUACAACAGCACGUGACUUUUAUACUCAUGGGGGCCAACGACACCAAAACUAUAGCAAAUGUAGAAAACAUCAAAUUCAAACCAUAUUUCCCUAAAGACUUUGUCACACCUGCCAAAAGUCUAUGUUCUGCAUUACCCUAUCAUAUUGUCUUUGAUAAAAAUCUUGUCAUCAAACAAACUGGAUUAUUCUUACAAAAUCUGUGUCCGGAGCUGACAAAAGCUGGCACAAAGUUAACUGACGUGUUUGAAUUACUACACCCUGUGAUGAGUCUCACCCAUAGCAACUUGAUGUACUUCAUUAAUGCCUCCUAUGUCAUUGGAGUUAAGAAUGAGUUCGUCAUUGAUGAAAAAAGAUCUGAUAUAGCAAGACAUACUCUUGAAGGUCAGAUGGUUUGGCUGGAAGAGAUUGACCAUCUCAUAUUUCUCUGUUCUCCGCGUCUUGACUCCCUUGAAGAGAUGAUGUCAAUGAAUGUCUUCUUGGCCGACAUUCCAAUGUUUGACGUCACCAGGAAACUUGUGUUGCUCAGUCAACAGCGUAAUGCUGAACUUGAAAUCAGUAAAAAGCUUGAUGAGACAACUGCUGCAUUGAAAACCACCAUGAAAGAGCUGGAUGAAGCAAAGGCCAAAGUGGACAGUUUGCUGAAUGAGAUGUUGCCACCUAAAGUCUCAAAACAAUUGCAGGAAGGAAAGAAAGUGGAUGCAGAAAAGUUUGAAGGUGUAACUAUAUUCUUCAGUGAUGUUGUCAAGUUCACCAAUAUAUGUGCUGCAUGCACUCCUAUAGAUGUGGUCAAUAUGCUGAAUGGUCUCUAUGGUUACUUUGAUAACCUCACCAUAAAGCACGGGGUUUACAAGGUGGAGACUAUUGGUGAUGCUUACAUGGUGGUAUGUGGUCUCCCUGAAGUGGAUGCAGACCAUUGUCAGAAAGUAGCGUGCUUCUCUCUUGAUAUGGUCGUCACGGCUGGCUUAGUCAAGUCCCCUGCUACUGGAAUCCCUCUUAUGAUCAGGGCUGGUUUACAUAGUGGGCCAGUAGUGUCUGGGGUGGUUGGUGAGAAAAUGCCAAGAUAUUGUCUUUUUGGGGACACAGUGAAUACAGCAUCUCGUAUGGAGAGCAAUGGACAGCCUGGUAGAGUACACUGCAGUGGAGAUACAGCCAAAAUUCUCUCGACUUUGACAGGAUUUAAGACAAAGACUCGUGGAGUGGUAGAUAUAAAAGGCAAGGGAAAGAUGGAGACACAUUUCCUCUACAAAGACCCUACCAAACAGAUUGAACAUGACGAUGAAAACGAGCCACUCAUAAUCCUAAAUGGUGCACAUCUGGAGCAUCCUGAAUACAUCGGGCCUGAUGGACCACCUAAAGGUGCAGUUGACCCAAAGACUGCAAUUUAUGUCCCGAAAGUAUCUUCAACGACACCUCCUACAAAUGGUGAAUUGAAGACUGAUAAACCAGCUCCUGAGAGAAAGCCAAGUGGAGUUUGCAAUGUUUCAUAGUGGUCCCUGCUUAAACUGAUUAAUAUACAGACUGGACCAAUAAUACGCCCAUAAUUUUCUUUUGCUAGUAUUACAUUUUUGAUAAUUCAUUGAUUUAAAGUCUUUUCACUCUUGAUGCAGCAAUCACUUUAGCAAUUUUCCUAAAAUGGCAUGCAUAAAUCUUAAUGGAGGUAAUUUUUCUCACCCUGUAGAAUUGAACUGUACAAAUGAUAGAUAUACAUUGUAUUUGUAUAGAUACGCUAAUGUACAAAUGACAGAUAUACAAAUGUACAGAUAAACUGAUGUACAGGUAGAUAUAUAUUCUGAUGUACAUGUGUAGAGAUGUACAGAUAUUUUAUUAUAGAUAUUGUUAUUAUAUAUUUAUAUUAUUUGUUUUAUAUAUUGUUACAUAUUUGUAUAUAGUAAAUACAACUACAUGUAUAUGAGUAUUGACU
Messenger RNA from Owenia fusiformis, 2777 nucleotides. Lineage: Eukaryota; Metazoa; Annelida; Polychaeta; Sabellida; Oweniidae. The record is from the annotation of a GenBank genome assembly.